GCGGCAGGCAACGUUUCGGGAAACCUCUGCUCAUGGGCGACCGAUCGCUCACGGCGCAGUGCGGCAGCGCCAAGAGCGUCGUCGUCUGCAUUGUGGGCGCUAACGACCGCCAGGUCAACUUGGCGCCAAGUGCGAAUGGCAGCCUCACGGUCAAAGAGCCGUUCCAGAUACUGCAGGCGCUGUCGCCCAAAGUGGCUGCCUACACGCUCAACGACGACGGCGUCCGGCGCGUGAACCCGUCAUUAGGCGACAACUUGCCGUCGAGCGCCCAGCUCACGUCCUUGAGUCUCCAGGGCAAUGUGCUGGAUGGCGCGCUCAACAUGGUUCAGUGGCCGCCGUCGCUUACGACGCUGGACCUCUCGGGCAACCGCAUUGGCUUUGUGAACGCCUCGUUUGUCAUCCCGUCCAAGCUGCGCACGCUCAACUUGUCCAACAACAAGAUCGCGUCGAUUGACCGACUGCGCAUUCCGUCGACGCUUCGCAUCCUGUGGCUGGCCGACAACCCGAUCACGACCUUCAAUGUGGACGCAGCCUCGUUUACGUCGCUGAGCGAAAUGAGUCUUGUUGCGGAUGAGCCCAUCGUGCCGACGAGCUGCCGCGGCCAGCUCCGCACGUUCAAAGGCGCGCCGGACGCAGAGACGCAGCAAGCGCUCGUGCACUCGGUGUGCGUCGUCUACGACGACGCGGUUCCCGUCGACACGAGCAGCAGCAACGGUGCCAGUUAUCUGCAAACGAUUGACCUCACUGCUGCGCUAGUGGCCGGCGGCGCCCAGUCCCCGGGUCGCGAAGAUGCCCCCGCGGGCUUGUACGUUGGGAUUGGCAUCGGUGUCGGUGCCUUGGUUGCCUUGAUUGCUUACUUGUUCUGUCGCCGCCGGGGCCGAGGGUCGUCGGGCGAGAAGCCCUACCACAGCUUGGAGACGCCUCCGCUCGAAGCGACGUCGCGGGGCAGCUCGUUCGAGCGCCAUCAUAAUCAGCAAGAGCACGACAUUGCGGUGUCGACCGGGAGCUCUUCGGCAAGCUCGGCAUUUUCGUAUGACCUUCGGUCGGACAUUGAGUUGGACGCGGCGAGGAUUCCCAAGAAGGAGCUUUUGCACAAGCGCGUGUGCGGCAGCGGCGGCUUCGCUGUCGUGUACAAGGCGACGUUCCAGGCCCAAAUCGUCGCUGUCAAGGAGCUUCAAGCCGUCCACGCGCGCCAGUCGAUCUACAUUCAGGCGUUCAUGCACGAGAUCAAGAUGUUCUCGACGCUCAACCACGACAACAUUGUUGCGUUCGUCGGGGUGUCGUGGACCACGCUGCACGACUUGGCGCUCGUCACCGAGUUUUUGCCCAACGGCGACCUCCGCGAGCUGCUCUCGCACGACGCGACGGCCCAAGCGCUGCAGUGGACGGUAGCGUCGUCGACGUACCCCGUCUCCAAGCUGCAGAUGGCGGUCAACGUCAUCGAUGCCAUCACGUAUCUGCACUCGUUCGAGCCCAAGAUCCUCCACCGCGAUCUCAAAUCCCGCAACAUUCUCCUCGACGGCUACUACGUCGCCAAGCUCACGGACUUCGGUAUCAGCCGGUCCAUGAUCGACGAGACCAUGACGAUGGGCACGGGCACGACGGCGUGGGCUGCGCCCGAAGUGCUCCUCCACGACGGCCAUUACAACGAAAAAGCCGAUGUUUACUCGUUUGGCGUUGUCCUCUCGGAGCUCGACACGUGGCACGUCCCGUACGCGUCUACCUCGUCGUCGCAGCCCAUGUCGGCGGUGCAAAUGGCGCUGCUUGUCUCCACCGGCAAGCUCACGCCGACCUUCCGCGACGACUGCCCGCCACCCGUGCGCGUGCUUGCGGAGCAGUGCUUGACGAUGGACCCAAGUGGCCGACCGACAGCGUCGCAAGCAGCGUACGAGCUCCGCCGAUACAUGCGGUCGCUGCCGUCCGCGCCCGGCGAGGACUCGUAAGAACCGCGACCUACUCAUAAUCCUCAGCGUAUGGUUUGGCCGAAGCACGUAACACAUUGACCUUUUUUCUCGUGC
Molecule: messenger RNA, 2018 nt
Organism: Saprolegnia diclina VS20
Lineage: Eukaryota; Oomycota; Saprolegniomycetes; Saprolegniales; Saprolegniaceae
Product: TKL protein kinase
Exons: 9
Coding region: 33-1943 (636 amino acids)
Biological process (GO): protein phosphorylation
Molecular function (GO): protein kinase activity; protein binding; ATP binding
Source: RefSeq, a predicted model, not a curated record